GUUAAAAGACAACCGCCAUGCCAAUGUGACGUAAAGUGGUCCUAGUUGUGAUCCAGCCAUGUGCCCAAUGGCUAUGAAAAGACCUGCGGCGCCUGUGCAGACGCCCGAAGGUCAGCCGGUGCUGUUGACAACGAUUCAGUCAGCCAAGAAGGCUCUCAGUCGUGAAAAUGUGGAGCGCUUUUACAGCCUCCUCAACAACAGGGAAGCGAUUCGAAAGGGUCGAGCUGCUGGGCAGCAUGGCCGACACCUCUACGACAAGUUGACAGGUGAAUUCGCAGAUUACCUUCGAUGUUGCAGAUGUACAAAUGUUCAUCGUGCCCACGAUGGGACGACACGAGGGUUGCACGCCUUGUGUGCAGCUGAGAGGCGCUGGCAGCUCUCUUCCGACAAAGACAUGUUGAAGCGACAGAUUGUGAUGAACUUUGCCGUUUGGAGACUCAUUGGUGGAACAAUAGCCUUUGCUGGCGAACUCGGUUUCUUGACUGGCUGGGGGGAAAAAGAAAAGGGAUUGAUUCGAUCUAUCAUUCAGAGAGCUUUCUGUGAGAAGCGAAUCCCGACUUUGAUUGCCAAUGCGUACAGCUGGCCUCGCAAGAUGCGAGCUGCCCUAGCAAAUCCACGAGCAAACAAUGACACGCUCAACAUGGUGCUCUACAAUACGGGAAAGCCAGUUUUGAAAGGCCUUGCCGUGUUUGACCUCUCAUUGGUUGGGAAAUUCAAAGUUCUUGAUGCGCUCUGGGAAAUUUGCCCUCAACUGGUUGAGGCUGCAAAGGCUGACGAAACUGGACGUACCAGCAUGGAAAGAGUUGGAGAGGUGUUGAAAUCCGUUCCUUUCUUUGGAAGUGGUGGAAGUGGUCGUCAGCGCACAGCAGGUUUCUUCGCCAAGGAGUUGAUUCAAGACUUGGUGGAUACCCCAGUCUUCCCUGGCGGCAGAAAUUCAGUGAUGGAUCAUUCAUCGUUUUGCCCCGUGGGGCCUGGCUCCAUCAGGGGUUUGGAACUGGUCUUCGGCCGUCAAUCCAUCCACCCAACUGAAACCCUGGCAAUGAUGCAGGCGCUCCAAAGCUUUGCCACCGAUUAUUUUCAGGGUGAUCCCAAAGAGCUUGAGUUACACGAUAUCCAGUUCCAGUUGUGUGAGUUUCAAAAGAAAUUCUUUUCAUAUGCCCACCGACCAUAUUCAGCGAUCAAUGAUGACCUGGGUGGUCCCAUGUUGCAUUGGACUCCCGACUUCAUUCUGAAACGGCUUCGGGAGAUGCUGGUGUUCAAAAACUACCGACUCGGAGGAUUGAAAGAAGAUCGAGCCACUCUCCUUCGCCGUGCCAAGGAACUCUGCACUUGGUUGGGCGUUUCUUUUCGCCAGAGUGAUUCGAAUGCCCUGACACAUGGUGAUUUAGUAGUCAUUGAAGAGGUGAGCAGCGGUAUGUUUUUUUCGUUGAAAGGCAAUGGCGCAGUGAUGCUGGUUCCCGAAGAGGCCAUGGCAGCAAAGUUUCUGGUUACGACAGAUGAAGUUCAAGUUGGUACCAUCCACUUCUGGGAAGCCAUCCAUUUAGAGACAACUCGUUGUAAGCAACUGGCCUGGUGGGAAUACAACACGUGUUUUGCUGCCAGAGCUGGGAAGAGGUUUGAUGAAAAGCAUCGGCUGACUCUGGAGCCCGUGGAGCCCGUGGAGCCUGGACCCGACACGGCGCAGACUGAGGUCCUUCUGGGUGAAGCGGUGAAGCUACGAGUCUUUGAUCACGACAGGUCCCAGGGGUCCGACAAAUCCCACGGCAAGGCCAUCUGCCUGAGGCGACCUAAGGAGGUCGUGGCGCGGGAACAGCACAUGUUGGAACUGAUUCGGCCUGCCAUGAUGGAAUUGAACGCUGUGAAACAUCCGCAGAAGCGCAGACGUACAGAGGAGAUGCCACGGGCACUCAGCGGCAAAGACUGCUGAUAUCUGCUGAUUUGGUUGAUUUGAAGUUGUUCAUGUUUCAAUACGAAUAAUUAACACGAUUGAAUCUGAUGUCACUCAUGUCUAAUUCAAAGAUCCUUCUGAGAUCUUCUGAGCAAUGCUCCGCGCUGAGAUGAAGCAGGUGGAGUUUCGCCAAAA
Molecule: messenger RNA, 2083 nt
Organism: Cladocopium goreaui
Lineage: Eukaryota; Dinophyceae; Suessiales; Symbiodiniaceae
Source: the annotation of a GenBank genome assembly